AUAUCCCCUGAGACCCGCCCCCGCGCGGAGGUGAGCAGCGCGCGGUGCCGCGAGGAGAGGAGGGGGGCCUGUCCUGGCGCGUCCCGUCAGCGCGCGUGGCGCUGGGCGUAGGCGCGCUCGGUGCUUCGGGUGCUUACGCAGCAGCCCUGAGCGGGGGCGGCCGGCGGUGGGAGGAGGCCGCUGCCAUGGAGGCGAAGCCGGCGAACCCCCAGCUCUGUGACAGCCUCAUUCUCUGGUUGCAGACAUUCCAUACUGCUGCACCUUGCAGAGAUGUUCAGGACUUGACUAAUGGGGUUGCCAUGGCGCAGGUUCUUCACCAAAUAGAUGUUGCUUGGUUUGAUGCAUCUUGGCUAAAUCGCAUUAAGGAUGAUGUUGGUGACAACUGGAGAAUAAAGGCCAGUAAUCUGAAGAAGAUUCUACAAGGAAUUAUGGACUACUAUCAUGAGUUCUUGGGUCAGCAGAUUUCAGAAGAGCUUAUUCCAGACUUAAACCGGAUAUCAGAGAACUCAGAUCCCACUGAACUGGGCAGGCUUCUGCAGCUUAUUUUGGGUUGUGCAGUCAACUGUGAAAGGAAACAAGAGCACAUAGAGAAGAUCAUGACCCUUGAAGAGUCUGUUCAGCAUGUUGUCAUGACUGCCAUUCAAGAGCUGAUGAGCAAGGAAACAACGGGUCCUUCCACAAGUGAUGCAUCAAGUGAAAUGGAACAGCAGCUUAAAAAAGCUUUGGAAGAUCUUCAGGAAGCACUAGCAGAAAAAGAAGAGUUGGCACAACGAUGUCAAGAGCUAGACUUACAGGUGGCUGCCCUCCAGGAUGAAAGAAACAGCUUGGUGUCAGAAAAUGAGAUUAUGAAUGACAGGCUAGAGCACUUAGAUGACUCUAUUGAUGAUCCAAAUAAUGUGGUUGCAAAGAAGUAUUUUCAUGCACAGUUGCAGCUGGAACAACUGCAAGAAGAAAACUUCAGGCUUGAAGCUGCAAAAGAUGAUUAUCGUGUCCAUUGUGAAGACCUAGAAAAACAACUGAUUGAACUGCAACAUAGAAACAAUGAACUAACCUCUUUGGCAGAAGAAUCCAGAGCCUUGAAGGAUGAAAAUGAUAUUCUUAGGAGUACUGCAGACAAGGCAAGUAAGCUGGAAUCAACUGUUGAAGUUUAUCGUAAAAAGCUACAGGACCUGAAUGACUUCCGCAAACAAGUCAAAUCUCUGCAAGAAACAAAUAUGAUGUAUAUGCACAAUACAGUCAGUCUGGAGGAUGAACUGAAGAAAGCCAAUGCAGCUCGUGCCCAGCUAGAAACCUACAAAAGACAGGUCCAGGAGCUUCAUAACAAGCUGUCUGAAGAAUCAAAAAGAGCUGAUAAGCUAGCAUUUGAAAUGAAGCGGCUUGAAGAAAAACAUGAAGCUUUGAUCAAAGAAAAAGAGAGGCUGAUAGUACAGUGUGAUACAUUAAAAGAGACAAAUGAAGAGCUCCGGUUUUCACAAAUGCAGCAGGAUCACCUGAGUCAAACAGGUGCAUCUCAUGUUAAAAGCCAUGAGAAUCUUGCUGCUGAAAUUCUGCCAGUGGAAUAUAGAGAAAUGUUUAUUCGGCUGCAGCAUGAAAACAAGAUGCUUCUAUUAAAACAGGAGGGAUCAGAAAACGAACGUAUUACAGAGCUCCAGGAACAGCUGGAGCAAAAGCAUCGGACAGUGAACGAACUAGAAACUGAGAAAAGGCUAAAUGAAGAGCGUAUUGGAGAAUUACAACAGCAGAUGGAAGAUCUGCAAAAGACUUUACAGGAACAGGGAUCCAAGUCUGAAGGAUCUAGCAACCUGAAGCAGAAAUUGGCAGCACACAUGGAAAAAUUAAAUGAAGUUCAUGAUGAGUUACAGAAGAAAGAAGCUGAUCUUGCAGAACUCCAGCCUGAUAUUAGUCAGAACCCCCAGAAGAUUGGAGAGCUGGAAGCAGCUUUGCGAAAAAAAGAUGAGGAUAUGAAAGCAAUGGAAGAAAGAUAUAAAAUGUACCUUGAGAAAGCAAGAAAUGUGAUAAAAACCUUAGACCCUAAGCUAAACCCAGCAUCAGCAGAAAUUAUGUUGCUCAGAAAACAGAUAAUGGAGAAAGACAAAAAAAUUGAAGCACUAGAGGCUGAAUACAAACUUGCUAAGUUACGUGAUUACGAGGAAAAGCUUAUUGUAACUGCAUGGUAUAACAAGAGCCUAACUCUACAGAAGCUAGGUAUGGAAUCCAGACUGGUUGGCAGUAGCGGUGCUUGCAGAGACGGUCCUGGACGCUCCUUCCUAGCUCAACAGCGUCAUGUCACCAAUACCAGAAGGAAUCUCACUGUUAAAGUACCGGGUGCAACAUCUGAUUAAGCCAGAAGGACCAUGAGGAAAACCUAUAUGCUAAAGUGUCCUUAAAUGCUUUAUAGCUUCCACUUUAACUACUUGAUGCAAAAGAAGGUUAAAAUGGUGGGCAACUGCAAAUUCAACAUCAGAACUGAUCAAGUGGUGAUAAAGUUGAUCAGUGGUGUGUCUAAAAGGUAGUACUUAGCUUUCCAAGUAGAAGUAGAUUUAAUAACUGCAGUGUGUAUUUACAAGCACAACUUAAAAGAUUUAUAUUUCCCUUCAGAAUAUAUUGUAAAUAUAGAAAUUGGCACUAUAUAUUUAAAACUUUAUUUAAUGGGUUUGGGCUAGAAAGUUGACUUUUAUAAUGGGAAGUUGUUAUGCAAAAAUGUACUUCAGGAAACUGGCAGUACUGGCUGUUUUUGCUGGGCUCUUCUGAAAAUUAAAAGAUUGGUACGAUGUUUUAAAAAAUACUUUUUUUUUUUUUUAGAAUACAGUUUUAAGAGGAAGAAGAUACUUGCAUUUAUAGAAAAAGAUUAAAAAAGGUUAGUACUAGUUGACUUGUUAUAUAACAGAAGACAGGAUUUGUUUUGUCAUCUCAAGUUCAUUUUAAAAAAUUGAAGGUUAAGUUCCUGCAUAGAUACAUUAAGGAAAACCUCUCUUUAAGAUGUUGAAUCCAUUAAAGCCAAAUAAGCUGUCUUUCCCUGUGUAAGAAAAAAAGCUAUGAUAAUAAUUCAAAAGUCUGGGCAUGUUUUAAAAGUCUGGAGUAUUGGUACCCUGCCUUUCCUUGCAGAAGGGGGGUUAGGUGGGAAGGAAUCCUAUUUGUUUCCAGCUAUUUAUACAACCCUGUGUAUAGAAAUUAAUUUUCCUUUUUUUUUUUGAAUGUAGUGUCACUUUAGUUAUUGUGAACUAAUUGGACUGGGUAGGUGAAUGAAAGAUAAUUUUGCUACUUGUUGGCAGCGAGAAAAAUGUAUGAACUGUAAUAGCUUUGCAGUAUCUAGACUGAAGAAGAUGAAAUGCAAAUUGAUACCAGAAAUCGUGGUGCAGGGAAUUGCUAUCUUUCACCAAAUUUGUGUUGCUAUUUACCAAAUGUCUUAUUUUUGUUGUAAACUAUAUUUUUAGGAAACUUGUUAAUCACAGAAUGUUAGGGAUUGGAAGGGACCUCAAAAGAUCAUCCAGUCCAAUCCCCCUGCCGGAGCAGGAACAGCUAGAUGAGGUUGCACAGGAAGGUGUCCAGGCGGGUUUUGAAUGUCUCCAGAGAAGGAGACUCCACAAUCUCCCUGGGCAGCCUGUUCCAGUGUUCUGUCACCCUCACUGAGAAGAAGUUUCAUCUCAAAUUUAAGUGGAACCUCUUGUGUUCCAGUGUGAAUCCAUUACCCCUUGUCCUACCGUUGGUUAUCACCAAGAAGAGCCUGGCUUCAUCCUCGUGACACUCACCCUUUAUAUAUUUGUAAACGUUAAUAAGGUCACCCCCUCCAUCUCCUCCAAGCUAAAGAAACCCAGCUCCCUCGGCCUUUUCUCAUAAGGGAGAUGUUCCACUCCCUUAAUCAUCUUUGUUGCCUUGCGCUGGACUCUCUCCAGCAGUUCCCUGUCCUUCUAGAACUGAGGGGCCCAGAACUGGACACAGUAUUUCUGGUGUAGUCUUACCAGGGCAGAGUAGAGGGGAAGGAGAACUUCUCUCGACCUACUAACCACCUCCCUUUUAAUAUACCCCAGGAUGCUGUUGGUCUUCCUGGCCACAAGGGCACAGUGCCGGCUCAUGGUCAUCCUGCUGUCCACCAGGACCGCCAGGUUCCUUUCCCCUAAGCUGCUCUAUAAUAGGUCAUUCCCCAGUUUAUACUGGAAGCUGGGAUUGUUCCUACCCAGAUGCAAUACUCUACACUUUCCCUUGUUAUAUUUUAUUACAUUUUUCCCCGCCCAACUCUCCAGCCUGUCCAGGUCUCUGGAUGGCAGCACAGUCUUCUGGUGUGUCAGCCAUUCCUCCCAGCUUGGUGUCAUCAGCAAACGUGCUGAUAGUACACUCUUAUUCCCUCAUCCCAAUCGCUGAUGAAUAUAUUGAAUAAUAUCUACCCCAGUACUGACCCCUGAGGCACUCCACUAGAUACAGGCUUCAAACUGGACUCUGCCCCAUUGACCACGACUCACUACCUGAGUCCACCUCACUGCCUGAUCAUCCAGACUGCACUCCCUCCGUUUAGCUGUAAGGAUGCUGCAGGAGACUGUGUCGAAUGCCUUACUGAAGUCAAGGUAGGCCACAUCCACUGCUCUGCCAUCAUCUAUCUGCCUUGUUAUGUCCUCGUAGAAGUCAAUGAGGUUGGUCAAGCACAACUUCCCCUUGGUGAAGCCACGUUCACUGGCCCCAAUGAUCCUCUUAUCCUUGAUAUGCCUUGAGAUGGCACCGAGGAUAAGUCGUUCCAUCGGUUUCCCAGGGAUGGAGGUGAGGCUGACUGGUCUAUAGUUACCCAGGUCCUCCUUGCCCUUUUUGCAGACUGGAGUGACAUUUGCUUUCCUCCAGUCCUCAGGCACCUCUCCCAUUAAUGUCCAUUCUUCUUUGCAAACGGUCUAGACCAAAUUCGUUAUACGUGUACUUAAAGGAAAUAAAAUUGCAGCAGCCCUUAAACUUAAUACUUGAGGGUGCUGUACCAGUCUGUGAUCUAAUUUAAAAUUCAACCAUAUGCAUGAAGGAAAGCCUAUAUCUAUCUUCACCAUCAAGGCUAUCUUUGAUUUGAGAGCAGGGUUCAGCUUUGCAGAAUAUAAGUUUUGAAUGGUGAAAUUUGAGUAGUCUUCCAUUUUGUAUGCCCCUCAGUAUGGCUUGUUCUUUGAUUUCUUUCUUCCCCAGCAUCUUAAAUUCUUAAUUGGGCAUUGCAUGCAUUGCUAGAGAAGUGGGAAGUAUCCAUUUUUAGUACUUAGCUAGUGUUGUUUCUUAGUUGUGGUGAUGGUUUUAGUGCCAUACAUUUAGGCAUUUAAGAGCUUUCUUCUUUUAAAAUUCUGUCUACACAAGGGGUUGUUUAAAAGCCAGUCUCAUGCUAAAAUGUGGUAUCAGUGGAGAAUACACCAGGCAAACUGCUGUUGGGCAGUUUUGUCUGUCAGGUUGUGUUCUUGAGGAUUCUGUUCUUCUUUGGACUAUCUUUUGGGUUUUGAGGUCUUUUAUUGCUGCAGUGAUAUUAUUGGGGUUUGUAUUUUUAAGGUACAAUUGCUCGUUUGAUCUGCUAGUGGGGAGCGAGAAGGUGCUGAGCGGUGCAAGAUGCUUGCAUUUCUGAAGCCUGGUAGUUAGAUGUGUUCUAGUGAAAUGUGAAACUGUCCCUGAUGGUGUUGAGUGGGUCUCUUAACCCUUGUUCUUUACAGCAUGGAAACUUUCAUGGGCAUCUUUCAAAUACUCAUCUAGUUAGUAGUCUUGAUGCAUUUGUUGUACUUCUCACAGUAGUUGAGCUGUGUCAGUAGUCAUAUCAGGUAAAGAGUAGUGUAAAUUUGGAGCAAAUGUCUUUAUAUGCUUCUCAAAACUGCAGACCCUGGGACCAAAAAUGACCAAGAACCUCCCUAUCGCUUAAUUGGAAGCUUGUCUUCUGCCUAGUGAUGGAAGAAUUUGAUUACAGAACUACAGAGAGGGAACAGCCUUUUUCAGGGCAAGGUUGCCCCCGAUAGUCUUGUUUGGGUUGCCAAAAAUCUGGUUUUCAGGUACUAGAUAAAAUCUUACGUAUUUGAGACGUUCUCCAAACUGUUAAACGUUAAGGUUGUGAAUAUAACUUCAGUGUUUCUUUGGUAUUGACAACCUGUUUAAGAGUGGCUGUUUUAUAACUGGUUAAACUUAGGUUACAUCCUAUGAGUGAGGAACUGAUCUGUAGAAGUUAAUGUUUCAUCAUAAGCCACAAUGUUGUAUUCACUUCAGCUUACCUGGCUGUGCAGAAGGGAGCAUUAGAAUAAGUAUCAUUUUAAUGUUAACUUCAUUCAUAUCAAACAAAAAAAGCUACAUAUAACGUUGCUGUGUUACAGCUGAGAUGUAUGCAACAUAUAGCAGCAGAACAAUAUCAAUACAAUGUUAUUUGAUGCAACAUGUACCACUGCUGAGGCAGGACAAAGAAAGAGGCUACUUUUCUCUGCAAGAUGAAUUUGUAUCAUGCCCAGACAGCACAGGUAGGGACAGAUUGAAAUUAGGCGGUGAAAUCAUUAAAUACUGCUGAAUUUACUCAGCAUUAUUAGUAACUUUAGCCAGUUUCCAGUAAAACGGGUAAAAUAGAUCCAAAGAAACAAAAAUAUUUUUGAUUGACAUAUCACUUAAUAUUUUUUUUAUAUGAGAUUAAGAAUAAGCACUAUGGAAGUGUUUUGUAGCAAUAAUACAAAUUUAACUAGUAGGUUCUUUUACUCAAGGUGGAUCAGGCAGCAGUUUUGAGAAGAUUCUUUUGCAACAACUGUAUUAUAGUAGAUGUAAGAAACAUUACCUGAAAAGAAAUUUUCACCUAGCUGAUUUUUUUGUUCUUUAAAAAUAUAUAUAUAUGGGUACCUUAUUUUCUGCAGCAUACACUUACUUGGAAAUAAGUAAUUUAAGCAAUACUGAUGUUUUAUUUAGGUAGCCGUACAUAGUUUAGUAAUUAUAAAAUGGAAACACUUAUUUACAAGUUGUUAGUGUCUAGUAAAGUCAUUUUCUUAAUUUUCUUUGCUCUUUUUCCCUUCCCCUCACUAGUCAAGCUGGAGUUAAGGUUUUCAGUGUAUCUGUGUCUACAUAUUCUGUUUAAAACAAAUGUAAACACUUGGUUGCAUAGAAUUCAAAAAAUUGCACUAAUUUUAAAAUUUUGGUUUUAUUUUCCUUUGGAAAGAAUUAUUUUAUAUUCACUUAAAGAUUUUUAAAAUUAA
This is a messenger RNA of Columba livia (rock pigeon), 7160 nucleotides long. RefSeq names its product hook microtubule tethering protein 1 (gene HOOK1). Gene Ontology annotation, cellular component: centrosome; cytoplasm. Lineage: Eukaryota; Metazoa; Chordata; Aves; Columbiformes; Columbidae. The transcript is spliced from 22 exons. The coding region runs from base 186 to 2342 and encodes 718 amino acids. Gene Ontology annotation, biological process: cytoplasmic microtubule organization; cytoskeleton-dependent intracellular transport. Gene Ontology annotation, molecular function: dynein light intermediate chain binding; microtubule binding. The record is from RefSeq and is a predicted model, not a curated record.